GUUAUUUUUCGACUGAAUAACAAAACAAAGGAGAAAUGUUAUGCUGGAGGGAAUUGAACUUGUGAAUAGACAAAAAUGAAUCAUAUUUCUAUUUCUCGGAUAUCUAUCAAUCUUGAGUCGCAACUGAAUAAAUCACUAGUACUACUACCAUCACUAAGCACUAGACGUUAAUCCAACACCAACCGGCUGCUUCACAUUAUGCUGCCUUUAAUCCUAUUGUUAUAAACAUCAUUCAGAUAUCAUCGUACAAGGGAUGGAUUUGUGGAAAUAUUACAUGCUGAGGAUUCCACACUGUUUGGAAUAAAGCGAUAAUAAUGAUAAUAACAAUGACAAUUAUUACUAUUAGUGGUAGUGUAGUGGGCGUUGCUGAUAAGAGUGGAUAUAAGUAGUAUAUAUUGAGAGGAUGGCAGAAAUCAUAGGGAAUUACCAGCAAUGGGUAAGGAUUCCGCCAAGAGAAACGCAAGAGACAAGGCGGGCGUAUGAAGAGCAAAUCAAGAAGGAAGCAGAAGAGGAAAUGAAGCAUAUUUUGCAAAUGGAUGGUAUUAGUUCAAGGUGUACCAUAUUUAACGACUACUGUCCCAUUUGUUGACAAUAAAAAUCCCUUCCUGUAUACCUGUCUUCUGCCUUUUCAGUAGUAGUAAUAGUAGUAGUAUGAUUCUUCGUAGUGCUGUGUUGAAGGGCAUGUUAAAGCGUCUAUUUACUCAAUCAUCUUAGAUUACCUAUCGAAUUCCAAUUUACCGGUAAACUUAUCUUUUUCAAAUAUUCAAAGAAUUUCUUUUUAUUGCCUUUCAAAUUUCCUAACUGAUGAGUCACUCUUGUAUUUUUCUUUUUUAAAAGUUUUGGUACAAUACUGUUCGUGAACCCUCUGGUCGUAUUUUUCUUCGUCCUGAUGUUUUUAUUAACACCGAGUAUACUAUUGACGAGUUGAUGCACCGGAAGAAAAGGCAUUGAAUGAGCUUUUCACUGUGUCUUCCAACCAGUCGUAUAGGGUCCAUGGGUCUAUGGAAGGUUUUGAAGGUUCUCGUGUUAUGCUGAUUGCCACCAUUCUUGUCAAUCUGGUAACUCCACCUCCUGUUGUUUAUCCAUCUGUUGGUGAAGAUGACGAUGAUGAACUUGAUUUUGGACCUAUUUCACCCUGCAGUCUUUUUCCUAACGGGAUACCUCUUGCAACUUGGCGGGAUAAUGCACGCGUUAUUGCUGCUAGUCCAAAUGCACUUCGUUUCGUAUUCCUUUGUGCUCAUGCCUAUCAUUCAGGGCUGAAGUCUUUGGGGUUACAGUUACUUUCUAGUAUACGCUAUCCCUUAGAUCCACCCAGUGUACCACUUCCACUGGAUUGCCCAGAUGACUGGACACCUUUAAUUGACAAUGGCUGUCGUCUUGCACAGUUAACUUUAACAUUUCUAACUCGAUGCAUUCUGGAAAGUAAUGAUCGGUGUGAUUUAAUCGCAGGUUUAAUGUUUUUGGCUAAUUUGACUAAAGUGAGGGAAAAAGUGAAUCUGCCCAGUCUCAUUAUUGGUCUACCUCAAACUGUUUGGCCCAGACUUGCUCAGUUGUUAUGCUUACCAGAUUUAGCAAUAGUGUGUGCUGCCCUAGAAGCUGUGCGUUGCUUGACAGAUUUGGAUGCAACCACAUGUUUAGCGUGCUGGGAGUCUUGUUGCUCGAGUUUAGAUACCUUGAAUGAUGGGAACAUUCCAUUUAUUUUACUCCAACCUUUGCUUGCUUUACUGACAUUGGAGGGUCAAGCUAUGGGAUCUCAGUCUCUUCAUCGUAUAAGACUCUUACCCCGUAAUCCGCAACCUCAAAAUGUCCAAUCACAGUUUUCUCAUGGAUUCGGCCUCCGCACUCCUGCUCAUUGUCGUCCACCUCCCAAUGUAAAUGAUUUUAGUCGAUCUCGGGAUGCAUCGUACAUUAAUGGACAAACAUUUAAGACAUACAUAUAUCCAAAAUCUCCCCCUAAAGUACAUUCUGUUUCCUCUGAUUCAUAUGCUAAUGAUCGUCAUAACUCUGCUAAUUCCGUUCUUAAUUUAAAAUUGGAAUCUAGUACUCCUUUGAAACCGUCGGCUGUCAUACCAACAUCUUGCAUAGCACAACCGGUGUACAGACCUCAAAGCGGGAGUACUGCUUGCUCAGGUCUUAUCAACUUGUUAUCUUCAAUACCAUCUUCUUCAUCGUCAUCUAACGUUGGCUUGUCAGUUGCCAGUUCAGCGUCUCCUAAUCCUGUCCCUGCAACACCUAAACUAACAACACCAAGUUUAUCAGAACUAACAGAUAGAUUACAAAUGCCACCGCCUUCUUUACCGCCUCCAUCUGCAUUGCGACGGUCAGGAAAAUGGGCUCAUUCACGAACUAGUCUAAUUUCAUCUCCUCAACUGACGAAUAAAUCGAAAAUCAAUUCUCCCACAUCUCCUCCCUGUCGAACUAAUUACUCAUCAGGGAAUGUGGCUGAGCGAAUUACUUCUUCAUUUUCACCGAUUGCUGCUCCAGCCAACCUAAAGUCUUCGUGCCCUUCAGGAAAUUCUACGACUUCCGAUACGUUGAUAAAUUCAAAGGACAUUGAGUCUUCAGUUCAAAGUGGGAGACAUAUAUUGUAUACAGAUACUUGUGAAAAAUUAUCUAACAAUAGUUUAAUCCAAAUAGUAAACAAUUCACAAAAUUCACUGCCUCAUUUAAAUCCAAUAUUAAAUUAUGAUGAUUGUAAUGAUGAUAAUCAACAUCAUAUUGAUAAAGAUUUAAAAACCACACCUUUACAACAUAAUGAUUAUGAAACUAAGCCAAUUAUUAACGGUGAUCUAAAUUGUAUUGAUGAUAUUGAAUCAAAGAGUUAUAUGAACAGUUUACAUACUAAUGGUCUUCGAACUGGUAUCUUACAAGAAGCUGUUCUAGCUAUUCAAGAUAAAAAAUUUAAACAUUCCUCAGAACAAUCAAAAUCAACUAUUAAGUAUAUUAAUGGUAUGUUGGAUGGAAAACAUGAAGUAGUUUCAAGCAUAAAAAUUAAUUCAAAUGUGAAUGCUGAAUCUGAUGGCGCCAAAGCAAUACAUUUCGAAGAUUGUGAAAAAUCAGACAAACGAUUUGAUAAAAGUCCCUUGAGCAAUGGCUAUUUAACAGAUGAUAUACAUGAAUCUGAAAAAAAUUGCCACCUACCGACUACUAAAGAUGAUGUUAGUAGUAACAGUCGUAAUAGACUGGCGAAGACUUCAAAUAUUAUCAAUUGCCAUCGUUUACAUCCUUCUCACAGAUUUUUGAAGCGUAGACGAAAAUGGGGUUCCAAGAACAAAUUGUUUACACCCAAGCGUCGACGUGAUCUUAUAAAUCUUAAUAAUCUUUCUAAGACAGUAUCUACUACAUGUUUGGAUACAUCCACAGCCUUAAAUACCGCCUUGAAAAUGAAUUCUGUUCCAGGUUCUGUUCUUGAUCCCACCUGGAGGCCUACUGAUGAAUCAUCAACUAAACCGGUCAUUACUGGUUCUGGUGAUGGAACAGUAGAGUCUACAUGUAGUGAUUUUAAAAGUUGUCCGAUAUCACCGGAGCCUAACAACACAUCUGAAACCAAUGAGUGUAGAUCGAAAGAAUCAUGUGAAAGUGUCUCAGAGUCUACCAAUACCAAUCACAGUGUUGAUGUUAUGAGUUCAACAGCUCUAUCUACACCAGGGAACAUGGAAAAACCAGGAUCAUAUUUAUGUGAAUGGGAGUGUUGUACAUCCACAUUUGAAUUUAAACAUCAGGUUGCUCAUCAUGUUUAUUCAAUGCACUUACCUAAUAAAGAAAGUUGGAAAGUAGAUAGUUCACAUCAUCCGAAUCAUAAAUAUCCUGUUCAAAUUGUUCGCCGUUGUUGUCGUUGGCGUGGUUGUCAGUCAGCAUCACUUGCUCGUGCACCAUACGCUCUAAUGACGCAUGUACUCGAUAUGCACUGUAGUCCAAAAGAAUUAGAACAACGAAGAUCAAAUCAUGAGCAUAAAAAAGUUGACUUCAAAACACUUGACACCCGAUGUGAUCACUUUAAUAAUGAUACAAAUUUAUCACCUGGGGAUGUACAUCCUGAAUACUUAUAUGUUGGUGAUCGUUCAGCAUGGACAAUUAUUCGUUCUGUUGAAGCUAAAAGUAUGCAAAAUGAUCUAUGUGCUGCACAACAUCAUUUUUUAUUGACAAAUCCUCAUUACCAGCCAAAUUUACCGCUUAAUCCGCUAAUUCAUUCAAGUGUUAAUAAUCCACCGCGUGAAGGACCAGUAACAAAGCAUCUCCGAGUAACUUCUGCGCUUAUUUUAAAAAAUCUAGUAACACAUGUUGAACAGGCGAGAAAGUGGUUGCUGAAGGAGUCACAGCUUCUAUCAGAAAUAGCAUUCGGCUGUACACCAAGCGAGACAGGGUUAAGGACAAACAAUGCAGGACAAAUCAUUGCUCAGUGUUUAUCAAUCUGCACAUUGGAAAAGCCCACUGUGUAUUCAAUUUUAUCGCCUAUUAUGCAACAGUCAGUUCGCAUUCCUUUAUCAGGUGAACAAGCAUAUCGUUCUUCUUCCUCCUUCUCGUCAAGUAUUCAACCGAUUGUAUCCACAGUUAACCAACAGAUGAAGUUGUCUUCGGUUGAUCUUGAUUCGGAUGUCUGUAAUUAAGAUAAAUGUGUUAGUUCUAUCUGUUUAAUUACUGUUUCUUUUGGUUCACAUCGCCUUUCCAUGUCCUAUGUUACUGUUGUUUGUUUUAUUUUGUUCUCUAACGAAAAUAAGUUGUUCACUUCACAAUCGUUUCAGGUUUACUGCACACACUUCCUUGUCAACUUGUUGUUGUAUGUAUUUGUUGUAGAUAAAAAAUGUUAUUUCUUUUUCAUUAAAAAUGUUUCAGGUUUAUUACUAUGAAAACUACGUUUACAUAGUCUGUGUUUAUUUGUACAGUUUAUAUUAUUAAAUAACCGCCUCUUUCUUAUCAUCUCUACUUCCCUCGCCCUCAACCCCGUUCCCCCUUUCUGUUAGACCUUGAACACUUUCGAUUUUAUUUAUUUAAUCACUUCUCAGUUCUUUUGCCUUUCAAUUGAUGAUGUAUUUGUGUAUUUAUCACUUUAUUGUCUUGAAAUGCAAAGAUUAUGUUUAUAAAAUAUCUCCAUAUUAUGUAUAUGUAUAUUUCUUGUUGUGUGUUUCCACCACGACUACUACACCACCUCUACUACUACUACUACCAUUGUCAUUACUACUAGUAGUGCCACUUCGCUGUGCAGCUCAACUGUGUUUUCGUUUGUGUGACACAGUUGUGUUAGUCCUAUCACUAUUACUAAUGUUGUAAUGAUAGUAAUAAUGAUAAUAGUAAUUGUUAUUUUUUGGGUAUGUUCUCCUCUUCUUCUUUUUGGUUUUUGAGUUCACUUCUCUGCAAGAAACAACAAUACACACACACACACACACAAACCCUUGCAUACAAUUGUUGUAUUUAUAUAUUACUUAUUAAACUUGUGUCUAUCUCCUGGAGUUGUUAUUCAGACGACUUUAAUUACUUAGUACUGAUUGAUAUACGAAUACUUCUACUAAUACUAGUACUACUGUAACAACCAGUACUAAUGGUAACCUUUUCAAAGAAUACUUUAUACAAUUAUUGAAUGUUUGUAAUUAGUACGUGAACUGUGUAUAUUCAUAUAUUUGCAUAUAUUGUUUCAGUGACUUACUUGUACAGUUUCCUAAAUGAAAUCCUUUUUGAAAGAUUCAUAUCCUUUUGAACAGUCGAUAUAUAUAUAUAUAGGAUUAUCGGUAUUGUAUUAUUAUGGUUAGUAGUUCUAUCGUUUGUUAUGAGUUUUUUGUUUGUGUUUAUUGUUUGUUUAUACAGUGUUUUUUUUUCAACAAGAAAAAAGAAAAGAAAAUUCUCUCUUGAUAUAUCCUAUCAUAUCCUCCAUUCAUAACUUUAUUUUCUUGCUUCCUUCUUUCGAAUUAUUGUUGCUUGGGUUUCUCAGAAGCUGACAAAAUACCGAUCAUCUUUGUGUGCUGCAUUUCAACGUGAUUUAAUCGGAUUUCAACUUGUUUUCUUUCUUCUUUAGUGCCUAUUCAGGUAUUAUAUAUUUAUGUGAAUCCAGGUUGGUCUAUGAUAUUCAUGCAUUUGUUUGUAUGACUUGAACUUGUGUGUAUGUUUGAGUAUGCUUGGGGGGGGGGAGCUUAUUUGUGAGUUCAUACCUGUAUGUCAACACAAGUGGGUUGUAUCUUCUCUCUGUUCUAGUAUUCGUUCUAGUC
This is a messenger RNA of Heterobilharzia americana, 6197 nucleotides long. The record is from the annotation of a GenBank genome assembly. Lineage: Eukaryota; Metazoa; Platyhelminthes; Trematoda; Strigeidida; Schistosomatidae.